This is a messenger RNA of Moesziomyces antarcticus, 2490 nucleotides long. RefSeq lists its product as uncharacterized. Bases 1 to 2490 code for a protein of 829 amino acids. NCBI's taxonomy places the organism in Eukaryota, Fungi, Basidiomycota, Ustilaginomycetes, Ustilaginales, Ustilaginaceae. Gene Ontology annotation, cellular component: Ino80 complex. The record is from RefSeq and is a predicted model, not a curated record. The transcript has a single exon.
AUGGCCGACGAUCCGCGUGUCGAUGCGGACGGCUCUCCCGCCAAGGAGCAGCCGUCGCAGCCUCCCGUCCUGCAGAUCGUCAGAUCCAACGCAUCCAAUCUUCCACGCAACCUUCCCGUCAAGCGCUACGACGGAGACCCGCUCGGACGCGUCGAAGUCCAGCAUGCGCUUCUCUGCUACCUCUUCUCCGAUACUAGGAGAGUCUUCACUAAUCCCCGACCUGGCGAUCGCUCCACCGCUUUAACGAGCGGAGCAGGUUCGGCGGGUGUGCCUGCACCAGUCUAUCCUUUUGGCAUGUCGGCAGGCUGCGUGAGGCGCAGCGGCGAGACGGAGGAAGAGUACAACAAGUGGCAGGAGAAGAGACAGCGCUAUUUGCUCUGGAAGAAGAGGCUCGAUCGCAAGCGCAAGCUCGAACGCAAGGCCGCUGCCGCUGCUGCCGCCGAGACCGCAGGCGACAAUGCCAACGACGACGCAGAUGCAAACAACGAGGAGAAGGACGAACUCGCCGAUGCGGGCAACGAGGAAGAUGCCGCUGAGCCCAAGGCCGAUGAGGGCGAUGACGACGAGGAUCUUGGCGAUCCGAACGAGCCACUGGAUGAAAACGAGUUCCCACAGCCAGGCGCCGCCAAGCUCACGUUCAAGGAGCUCUACAUCGAGUCGUUGCUCAACAGCAGCAAGUGCACCAAGUCGAUGCGCGACAAGAUCCUCGCUGACGAGGAGUACGCCGAGGACUUCGCCAAGGUCUGUCUGCUAGUCAAUGUCGGCCGCAUCAACACCACGCUCGCCUUCUAUCCAGAGAUGAAGACCGUCCUGCGCUCCUACCACCCGCUUCCGUCGCUGCAGAACAACGAGAAUACGAGGCGCAACAUGCAGGAUGCACCGCGCAUGAAGUCGCUCCUCAAGGGCGUGCUCAUUGAUACCGAGCGACCUGCGCCUCCCACCGCAGGCCCGUCGGCAGGCCAGCCCGUCAAGGCGCAGAAGCCCAACGCGCUCAGCGAGGAGGCGCCGUCGGACUUUAAGGAGGUCAUCAAGCGCUUCCGUGCCGGCACCGUGCCACCCACGAGUGUGGUCACGCUCAUCUUUUUGCUCUCGCUGCACGCCAACGAGCUGACGGACAUGCACUUCCCCGUGCCGCACGACUCGCACUCGCUCUUCUAUCCGCACGCCGACCACCCGCUGCCCUCCAAGCAGCGCGCAGAGGCGUUCCUCUGGCUUCUGUACCACUACCUCGAGGGCCCCGCGACGCGGCCGCCGGGCGAGCUGCCCAAUCCAUUCGACGACGAAACCUCGCUCACCGCCGCCAAGGACGCGGCGGAUGCGUACGCGAAUCUGCUCACGGACGAAGAGCGCAAGAAGCGCGCCAACCAGCCGUGGAAGGGCAUCGCGAAUCCGGCGUGGAAGAAGUGGAAGCAGGCGCAGGAGGUCGAUGGCGCAGCGGACGACAAGGUCAAGAAGGAGAACGGCGACGAGGGUGGCGAGGAUAACAAGGAGCCGCCUGUAUAUCUGCACCGACUGCUUGUGCCGACGCUGCAGACGGUGACACCCGAGGAGGCGGCGCUGGAGAAUGUCAAUACCGAAGACGAGAUCAAGUGGGGCAAGCAGAUGCAGUCGGAACGCGCGGCUUUCCUGUCCAAGUUCCAGGAAGAGGAAGCGGCCAAGAACGCCGCCUCGACAGGCUCACCCGCUCCAUCGGCCGGUGGCGCCAAGAAGGGACAUCGCAUCGGUGGGGCUGCGUCGGCAGCUACUGAUCGCGCCUCGUCGGGCGAUGCCGACACUUCUCGUCUUAAGCGUCGACACGGCGGUGCCGCUGGUGAUGUCUCCAAGCGAUCCCGCAUGGCGAGUCCCAUCGAUUUUGACGAUUCGAUCUCGGACGCCGAGGCUGGUAGUACUGCGAUUGCUACGUCAGCGAACCCGCUCACGUCCGAUCCGUACCUCAAUGCCAACGUGGCGAUUUCGGACCGGAUCCGACCUGCGCUGUGGGAUCUCGACCUGAGCGUGCCUCCGCAGCAUCGCAACACGGAGUCGCUGCCACAGCAGGCAUGGGCGCGCAUCCUGGAACGUGCCCAGCGCGGCGUGGGCGAUGCGUGCUACGAGAGCGACGAAGACGACUUUGCCCUCGAAGAGGCACAGGAACCCGAACGCAGUCGCGCCGAAAUCUGCCGCAUCCUUACUGGGCUCCGCGGCGUGGUUAGGCACGAUGUGUUCGAGGCAGAUAACCACGCGGUCAGGGUCAAGUACGGAGGGUACGAGCAGGAGUACAGCGGGAAUGGAGGAGCGCUACUGCCGUAUGCGAAGGAGUUCGAGACGAGGAGCAACAGGGUCGAUCUGUACUCCAACAGCACCCCUGUAACGGGCAGGAGGUACGACGGCGACGACGCGGCGAGGAGGAACGACGACGUGGAUGAUAUCGAAGAGGCUCUGCUGGGCGGUGAAGCCGAGCCCCGACGAAGGAGCGUCGCACGCAACGGGUACUCGCCUGUCCGAGCAUAG